GACAGUAACAUUCCACUAAAUUUACAAUAGGGUUUCAUUUCUUACGGUUCUUUAAAAACAGUUAAAAAAGGUUGAUAAUGCUGUAUCAUAACAUAUGUGCAAUACACUGUCUUUCUUUGUUUAGUUUCGUGUUAGUUUUCUUUGUUGUAGGUGGUUGUAGGUUAUGAAUCAUACUGUGAUCCUUAUCUAAUGUAACAUUUGCAGUCUUUGUACUAAAACUAUUCUUUCGUUGUCAGUUUAAAUUCUUUGAAUGCAAUACAGAUAUCAGUGUGAAAAAAAGAUACAAAAAAUAAAUUGCAGACGUGACAUAAAGAAAACAAAGAAAGACAAAGUACAUGUAUCAAUGUUAUGUCUAUGUGUUUGAAAAAGUGUGCAUAAUGUCUUUCAUCGAAGCAGGAUUGUGAUAACGUAGUACCUAUUAUUAGUAUUGUAAAAAAAAGUCUUCUAUUAGUUGUGAACUUAUACAUACUAUGAUUGAUAAAUAGUAUUAUUUAUGAAUGAAAAUAUAAAUAAUUAUUGAAUUCUAGUAAUUCAUAAAAAGAAGAUGCACAGUAUUGUCGUUAAUUUUGCCCAAAGUAUUAAAAUAAAACUGAAAAUAUGUACCAUGCAAUGUUAAAUGAUAUGGUCAAAAUUGGAUAUAGUGAUUAUAAGUAUAAAAAUUAAACUGAAAAAGUACAAAUAAGUGUACAAGAUAUUGUUUAUGUAGUAAAUAUAUUUAUUCUUUGCAAUAUCUUACAAUAUCAAUAUUAAAUAGAAAAAGAAAAGAGAAAAUAUACUUUAUUGAAUAUGACUAACAUAUUAAGAGACGAACCAUGGGGACUGCAAGUAUUAGAAUGUGCGAUUUUCAAAUGCUGUCCACAUGGGCGUGUCAAUCGAAUAGCAUGGCAUCAAGGUGGAGUCUUGGCUCUUACAUAUUUGGCAUAUACCUGUUACCAUAUGACCCGAAAACCAAUAUCUGUUGUAAAAAAUGUGUUGAGUCUGAAUUGUAGUAGUCUAUCACCACCAGAUAAUAUUGUAAUUAAUAGCACAAACAGAGAUACAUGGUGCGAUUGGGCUCCAUUUGAUACUGCAGAGGCACCAGCAUUGCUUGGCAUGUUAGACUCAGCAUUUUUGUUUGCAUAUGCAGCAGCUAUGUUCCUCAGUGGUUUCAUAGCGGAAAGGGUAAACCUACGUUAUUUUCUUACAUUUGGUAUGCUUGCAUCAGGUAUAUCUUGUUACCUUUUUGGUAUUGCUAAGCCGUACAAUAUCCACAGUUUGUGGUAUUUUGUUCUAGUUCAGGCAGCAGGUGGUAUUUUUCAAACGUCAGGUUGGCCAGGCGUAGUUACGGUUGUUGGAAAUUGGUUUGGAAAAGGAAAGCGAGGUUUAAUUUUUGGAAUAUGGAACUCUCAUACAUCGUUAGGAAAUAUUCUGGGCACUUUACUAGCUGCUGAGUUUGUGGAGUCUGAUUGGGGUUUAAGUUUUAUGGUACCUGGAGCUACAAUGGGUUUGACAGGAUUCAUGAUAUUUCUAUUUCUAGCACCCAAUCCUAUGGAUAUAGGAUGUAUUCCAUCUAUUCCUCCUAGAUAUAGAAAAUUCGAUGCUAACAACACUUCAGAUGAAGAUAAUGAUGUAGAUGAUUAUGAAAAUUGUAAUAAUGAUAUUGAAGACGAUGUGGCAUGUUUACGAUCUGAAACUAGUCCAAUAUUAGGAAGGCAUAGGCGUGUACAAGAACAUCAUACAGGAAAUGCAAUUGGAUUUAUAGGGGCUAUGGGUAUACCUGGAGUCAUAGAAUAUUCUCUUUCCUUAUUCUUUGCAAAGCUUGUAAGCUAUACAUUCUUAUACUGGUUACCAUUGUACAUUGCAGCAUCAACCACUUAUAGUGCAACGUUAAGUGCAGAUGUUUCGAUUUUAUUCGAUGUUGGUGGUAUCGCUGGUGCAAUAGCAGCUGGUAUUCUAUCUGAUUAUAAUGGUAUGAGUGCAUUAACAUGUGCACUUAUGCUUGGAUUUGCAGUUCCUGCAUUAUUUCUAUAUGAUUACAUUGGAAGUUCUGGCUUAGGCAUCAACAUAAUGUUACUAUUAAUAUCAGGACUAUUAGUUAAUGGACCUUAUGCCUUGAUAACAACUGUCGUGUCUGCUGAACUUGGAACUCAUCCUAGUUUAGGAAACAGUUCUAGGGCUCUAGCUACGGUUACUGCUAUCAUUGAUGGAACAGGUAGUAUUGGUGCUGCCAUUGGUCCAUUAUUAGCAGGUUUAGUAUCGCGUUGGGCUGGUUGGCAUAAUGUGUUUUACAUGCUUAUGAUUGCAGACAUGCUGGCUUUAUUGUUUUUAUCAAGAUUAGUUUACAGAGAUAUACAAGUGUAUAGACAACGAUGGAGAGUUGUUUAAUUUCAUUCUCUUAUGUCAGAUAAUAGAUAAAUAUGAAAAUAAAUAAAUUUUCCGAAUCUGCAUUUGCA
Messenger RNA from Hylaeus anthracinus, 2432 nucleotides. It is a transcript of the gene MFS16, whose product is annotated as glucose-6-phosphate exchanger SLC37A2. Lineage: Eukaryota; Metazoa; Arthropoda; Insecta; Hymenoptera; Colletidae. The transcript is spliced from 8 exons. Gene Ontology annotation, cellular component: membrane. Gene Ontology annotation, biological process: transmembrane transport. The record is from RefSeq and is a predicted model, not a curated record. The coding region runs from base 787 to 2364 and encodes 525 amino acids. Gene Ontology annotation, molecular function: transmembrane transporter activity.